Puccinia triticina is the source of this 240-nucleotide messenger RNA. RefSeq lists its product as uncharacterized. The transcript has 3 exons. Lineage: Eukaryota; Fungi; Basidiomycota; Pucciniomycetes; Pucciniales; Pucciniaceae. Bases 1 to 240 code for a protein of 79 amino acids. The record is from RefSeq and is a predicted model, not a curated record.
AUGCUAAUGGUCGUCACCGUUGACCAUAUUCUUAUUACCUCCGCGUUCAACAAGCCGUCUCCUCCUGGGAUCAGCCAGGCAACCGACUGGCCCAAUAAUGCUGAUGAUGGCCUUGACUUCAGCAAGCCCCCCGCGUCUGUUGAAACACUCCAGCUGACCGCCGAGUCGCAGCGGGCCGCCCACAUGAUCCUGCGUCUCAACGACCAGGUCGUUGCCGCCUUCGUCACCAGCCACCUGUAG